This is a messenger RNA of Porites evermanni, 2597 nucleotides long. NCBI's taxonomy places the organism in Eukaryota, Metazoa, Cnidaria, Anthozoa, Scleractinia, Poritidae. The record is from the annotation of a GenBank genome assembly.
AUGAAAGAGCUCCGCAUUAGGAAACUAUGCUUGAACAUCUGUGUUGGUGAGAGUGGAGAUCGUCUGACGAGAGCUGCUAAAGUUUUGGAACAACUCACUGGACAGCAGCCAGUGUUUUCCAAAGGUAUGUAUUUUUAUUUGUGUUCAGAAACAAUGUUCAGCAAAGAAAAUCAUUGGCAAAUAAAUUAUAAAAAACUCUACGCUAUGAAGAGUAAAUUUAGAGUUCAGUUGGUAAUGCAGUGAUUUAAUAAUAUUAUUACUUUUUUCAGCCCGUUACACAGUGCGUUCAUUUGGCAUUCGUCGUAAUGAGAAGAUUGCUGUUCAUUGUACUGUACGAGGUGCUAAGGCUGAAGAAAUCCUUGAGAAAGGUUUGAAGGUAUGUCGUUUACCAAGUCAUGAUGUACAAAGCUGUGAUACUGGAUAUGCAUAAUGCUUAAAGAGAACACAGCCAAUUUUCUGUGUUUACAGACAAGUAAAGUUUAUUCAAACAGAUAAAAGUGAUCAGUGGUUAUGAAACUUUCAUAAUUAUUCAGCCAUUUCAUUGAACACAAGGUUUUAGCUAAGGAAAAGCAAUGCAGGAUUUUUGUAUCAGUGUCUUUGUUUUCAAUUUGAGUUGAUGCUGAGGUCUUUUUCACCGGUGAAAUUAGCCAGCAGCCUGCUCCUUAGCAACAUACCUGUAUACAGUUUACUGUCAGUGACCUAAUUAACACCUGGGGUGUCUAUUUAGUUUUAGGGGUCCAAGCAGGAGCGUUUAAUAGAUAAGCGAGUUUUCUCAUAACUGCAACAAGCUCAAGAAAACUAAUAUGCUUUUGGCAAAAAUAUCAAGAGAGUUGGUUGUAGUUUCUGAUAUUUCCCUAAGGAUAAUACCUUGAGAUUUUUUUGUUCCUUGUCUAUCAAAAGGUUCGUGAAUAUGAACUGUCAAAGGAUAACUUCUCCCGCACUGGUAACUUUGGCUUUGGUAUCCAGGAACACAUUGAUCUUGGAAUCAAAUAUGACCCCAGUAUUGGUAUUUAUGGUAUGGAUUUCUACGUUGUCUUGGGACGCCCUGGAUUCAACGUUUCUAAACGAAAAAGGAAGCAAAGUAGAAUUGGGUUUAAACACCUUAUAACAAAGGAGGAAGCUAUGAAGUGGUUCCAACAGAAGGUAAGGAUGUUAAAAAAAAACUAACUUUAUAAGGGAAAAACGGUUGCUUUUGUACUGUUAAACCAAUGGUUUUCAUUGUGGGCCCCAAGGCUGUGCUCUAGCAGUGCCUGGUGGCCUGUGGCACCUAACUUUUGUUCUUGGGCGACUAGAAGAUCUUAGGUUUUGCAUACAAAUCCUCUGCUGGGCACCCUGGAUUUCACAGGUCCAGAGCACCGGGCUCCCUUCAAUUUUUUGUAGAGCUCAACCUUGGGCCCACAGGAAUAACAAUCCUAACUGGCUGGAGGCAAACUAGUUUGUUAUCUACAAGGGUAAUAGAUGGAGGGGUUGAACUCGGGAGUACUGAGAACAAUCCAGCUAUUGAUUAGGGUAGGUACUGAGCACACACCUUCUAGAUUACAAUUCCAGUGCUCUUGGACACUCUGCCUCCAUAGUUUCUCUACAGUACAAACUGUAUCAGUAUUUCUACUGGACAAAGUUUUCACCUUCUUUUUCACGUUUUCUGAAGGUUGUCGAUAAUUAUUUUGAUGGUUUAUAUGAUACCCAAUCAAAGUCAAUGAUGUUUUGGAGGUGGAUUUGUGCUCUUUCAAGUAACCUGUGAAUAUAGCAUCUUCUUUUCAGUCUCUGUCACACAUUUGUUCAUAAGAUCUGCAUUUUGGUCCCCAAAAUCCCAUACUAAUGAUGUAAAUCAUUGGUUACUAUUACCGUAAAUGUCGAAUUAGCGCCCGGGGCACUUAUUGAAUUUUCUAAGGCGAGAGGGGGGCGCUUAUUCCGUUUAUCAAUUUUUAGCCUCUAAAUGACGCUAUCUUUAUUUGUAAUUAAAACCAAACUGCAACAUAAAAAUUCAAAAACCUUAUAAAAACUACUUUUUGGGAACUCGAAACGUUCUUAAGACUUUUUCAUCAAAAAGUGUAUUUUAUUUCUGCAAUAGAACAAGCAUUUGGAUUCUUAAUCAACUUCAAUUUCUGUAUCGCUGUCCUCAAGGAUGGAUAUGGAUAUUUCUAUCAAGGAAAUGAGAAGCAAACCCGUGCGACUUUGAAAGGACAUUACUGUUUAUACUAUUUAACAAUGUCACAUUUCAUUAAAAGAACCGUAUAGACCGUAUACGUCUCGUAUAUCGUACCGCGUACCGAAACUUAUUUUUUCUCGGGGGAGGGGGAGGCGGGCGCUUAUUUGAAGGAGGGCACUUAUUACAAAUUUUGAGCCUUAGGAGGGGCGCUUAUUUGAAGCUGGGCGCUAAUUCGAGCAUUUACGGUAUUACUUGUACGUAGUCAUGCAGUUUUUAAAUGUUUCUCUUGGGCAAUAAUUAUUAUUAUUGUAAUAUUUUGAAUCCUAUUGAGAAUUGACUUCUUCUUCUGCAUUGUUAACCAAAUUUUCCUCAUCAAUAUCCAAAGAUUUGUUAAUAUUUUCUUGUCUUUCAGUAUGAUGGUAUACUGCUGUCUACCAAGAAGAAGUGA